AUGGCAUACACAUCUAAAGUCUCUUCAAAAACAGGACUACAUUUCGGUAGAAUUUCUUUAAGAAAUUUAACAGCUUAUGCUCCAAACUUGAUGCUAUGGGGUGGGGCCAGUAUGUUCGCUUUAUUUGUGUUCACUGAAGGGUGGCCCAAAUUCCAAGACGCCAUAUACAAAAAGAUUCCAUUGUUAGGACCUACAUUGGAGGACCAUACUCCACCAGAAGAUAAGCCUAAUUGA
Saccharomyces eubayanus is the source of this 234-nucleotide messenger RNA. RefSeq names its product ubiquinol--cytochrome-c reductase subunit 10 (gene QCR10). Lineage: Eukaryota; Fungi; Ascomycota; Saccharomycetes; Saccharomycetales; Saccharomycetaceae. Bases 1 to 234 code for a protein of 77 amino acids. The transcript has 2 exons. Gene Ontology annotation, biological process: mitochondrial electron transport, ubiquinol to cytochrome c. The record is from RefSeq and is a predicted model, not a curated record.